Messenger RNA from Caenorhabditis sp. 36 PRJEB53466, 1124 nucleotides. The record is from the annotation of a GenBank genome assembly. Lineage: Eukaryota; Metazoa; Nematoda; Chromadorea; Rhabditida; Rhabditidae.
AUGAGUCCGAGAACAAAGGACCGGCGUCAUUGCACACUGUUGAGCACGUGCUUCGGGCUCCGCGAAUCGCCUGAGGGCUGUAAUCUAGAUAAUUGUCUCGCACUUUGUCUUCUUUCAAUUCCAAGAAUCUCCGCCCACUCGGGCCAGCCAUUUCGUACAACUCGCGUCGCUUUUCACUGGGUUUUUUGUGUGCGAGCUUCUUGGAAAAAUUCAUUAGAGGACGGAAUAAAUUAUAGACUUGUCAGGGGAAUAUAGAAGCCGCGCCCAUCACCACCAGACCCUCCUUCCUUCCGUCCGCUAAGCCCCAUUCCUAACGAGAACACCUCCUUCCUUUCUAUUUUUCUAGAUUUCGGUUCGGUGAGUUGGUAGGUUACUGUAAUUCCGCGCGAGUUUCAGCCAAAUGGGAAAGGAGCGAGUGAACCUGAUCCUGGUGGUUGGUGGUUGAACGCUUCUUGUCUCCUGACUAACUGUCCUUUCGGAAUCCCGUCCCAGGAGCACCCAAACGAGCUCUUUCACGUCAUUCACUACUAAUCCUUAUGUCUCUUUCACAUCCGGUCACAUUUCCCGUUUCGUAUAGCUGAAACACUGAAAGUCCAUCCAAUUAGAACGUCUGCUGUCAUCCGCACAAUCCCGUCGUCAUCCACUUUUCUGUCUGCUCCUGACUCAUCCUGUUUGUCGCGCCCGUCUGCGAGACAGUAGCUCCCAAGGCGCCCAACCACCUCUUUAAAUACUUCAGAAUCGCUCGCUCCUCUCAUUCUCGACAAUGCGCUUCUUCGCCGCCGUCCUCCUCCUCGCCUUCGUGCUCAUUGCGACCUUCGGUAAGUGGCUCACUCCCCCCGUCCCUCCAACCUUUCUGCUUCUUUUCAGAUGUCUCCGCGGCUCAGUCGCGCAUCGACCGCAGCGCCGCAUGGUUUAAGCCGGCUCCGAACGUGCGCUCACCAUCGUAUUCCAGGUCGCGGCUCGGCGGUUCGCGUCUGCUCCCCCGCCGCAUGUACCGCAGUCUGCCCAGCAACGACUAUCAGGCGGUCUGGGAGAAGCUCGUACGUUCAGAAGUUGGCUAUUAGAGCCACAUCGAGUCUGGUACUUUGCAGGCCGAUGCGGCGGAAACCGAAGAGGCCCUCUAA